AUGGUAAUUAUGUGGAAUUUUUUUAACUUUAACAAUAUUGAUGAUAAAAUAAGAAAUUGUAAAAACGAAAAAGAAAUUUACACUCAUGAAGAUUUAAGAUACUACUUUGAAAAAUUAGUAAAAAUAAAUCUAAAUAAUGUUAAUGUAAAUAAUUUCAUUGAGCUAAUAAGGAAAAUUACACAAAUAACAAUAUGGGGAGAUAAACAUGAUGAUCAAAUUUUUCAAUAUUUUUGUGAAGAUAAUAUUUUCAAUCAUUUUAUUUAUUUACUUAAACAAAAAAUAAAUAAAAAUAUUAGAAUUCAGAUAUAUCAGUCAUUAACUUUAUUAAUUCAAAACUUACAAAAGGAUAUUUCAUUAUAUUAUAUAUUUAGUAACAAUAAGAUAAAUAAUCUAAUUUAUACAACCUUUAUUUAUCAAGAUGAUGAAAUAGUGCCAUAUUAUAUAUCUAUGAUUAAAUCUAUCUCAUUUUUUUUAAAUUAUCAUACAUCAAAAUUCUUUUUUAAUGAAAAGAGCAUGAAAUUCCCUUUAUAUACAGAAUCAUUAAGACUAUACAAGUUUAAUGAUAUAAUUACUAGAACAUAUAUUAAAAAUAUCAUCUUGAAUAUUUUAAAAAUUGAAGAUGAAGGUAUAGAAAAUUUGAUUUUAUUGCGAUCGUCUUUUUUUACUAUAUUAGUAUGCUAUAUGAGAAACAAUAUGAUAAAAAUGAAUAAAGUGUAUACAAAAAUAAAAGAAUCAAAAAAAUUAAAAAAUCUUUUUAAUAAUUAUUUAGAUGAAAUUGAUGAUGUUUUAUAUUUUUUUGAAGAUAUGUUUAACUGUAAAAAAAAAAAAAUUAAUGAUAUGCUAAUAGUUAAACUUUUAAUUUAUUUUUAUUUUCCAAUUAUUUCAUCAUUUCAUAAUUCAAUAUAUUUUGGUGGAGUAAAUUCUGAAAAUAAUAAUAUUUUUUAUAAUUCUGGAAAAACAGAAGAAAAUUUAUUUAACAAAAGCGAUUCAUUUUCAACUAAUGAGAAACUAAGUCACGGUAGUAUUGAUUACGUGUAUUUCACAAAUCAAGAAAAUGUUAAUGAUGAAAAAGAAAAAAAAGAAAUAUGUAAUACAGAUGAAAAAAGUGAAAAUGAGAAAAAAGACAAGAAUGAAAUAAAUUAUAAUUGUGUCAACAAAAAUAUAGAAGAAAAUAAGGAAGAAGAAAAAAACAAUCAAAAUGAACAAAACAAUCAAAAUGAACAAAACAAUCAAAAUGAACAAAACAAUCAAAAUGAACAAAAUAAUCAAAAUGAACAAAACAAUCAAAAUGAACAAAACAAUCAAAAUGGACAAAACAAUCAAAAUGAACAAAACAAUCAAAAUGAACAAAACAAUCAAAAUGGACAAAACAAUCAAGGUUCAAAGAAAAAAGAGAUAAAUAUUAAUGACAAUAUUACAAAAAAUGAAAAGAGUAAUGAUGAAAUACAAAAAGAUGAGAAUAACAAAAAAGAAGAUAAUUUUAAUUUUUAUAAAGAUGAAAUAAAAAAUUUACAAUUGGAUGGUAUUCCUUUUUUAAAAUUAAUAAAUAGUAACUUCAAAAAUUGCAAAAAUUUUGACUUUUGUAAAAGUUUACCUUCUUCAAAUGAAUCUUCUAUAAAUUCUAGUAUGAGUUAUAUAGAAAAUAAGAAAACAGAAAAAAAUUAUUACAAAAUAAAAAAAGAAAAAAGAAAUGAUAAUAAUUAUGAAUUUCUAUAUUUUAAAGGAAAAAGUAGUGAAAAAAAAGAAAAUUUUUCAGAAAAGAAUGAUAAUGAAGUAAUUAAAAAUUCUACUGAUAGUGAAAAUAUAAAUAUAAAAAAAAAAGAAGAUAAGAAUAAUAAAGAUCUAAAUUUUAUAAAAGAAAAUGAAUUAGAAGAUUUUUAUUUUAAAAAAAGAACAAGAAAAAUAUUUAUUCAAUUAAAUUCAAGAAACGGAAUAUUACAUAAAAAAAAAAAAAAAAAAAAUCAGAAUAUUAAUAAUUACUUUUUUUUAAAAAAUGAUGAAGAUAUGUUUGAAAUAAAAAAAUUAAUAAAUAACAAUAAAUUUAUAAAUGAGAUUAAAAAAAAUAGUCUUUAUGAUUUAUGUUAUCUUGAAAUUCCUACAUUACAAAAAAAAAUUACAUUUGAUGAAAAUGUAAAUAAUGAUAUUUAUAAUUAUUUAUUUAAUUUUAAUUGCUUUACUUUAAACGUGUUAAAUUAUUACAAUGGAAAAUUAAGUAUAACUAAUAUAUUCUAUAACAUUUUUAAAUUAGGUUUAUAUUUUCAUCCAAUAUGUUAUGUUAACUCUUUUAAAAAUUUUUCUUUAUUAUAUAAUUAUAUUAUGAAUAGCUGUUUAUCUUUAUUUAUUCUUAUUAGAUCACUAAAUAUUUUAAAAAAUGAGAAAAUAAACAAUAUUAUUUAUUCACUCAUAUUUGAUGAGCAUAUUAAUGCAUAUUUUUUACAUAAAAUAUUAUCAAACGAAUUAAAUGAACCAUAUUUUUAUAAUUAUUUUUUUGAUCCUCACAAAAAAAUGAAUAUUAAUAAAACUAUUAGUGAUGAUAUUGAAUUUGAGUAUAUUUAUUCUUCCUCAGUUGAUUAUUUACUACCUGAAUACAACAAAGAAGAAGAAUCCUUAUAUUUAAAUUUAAUAAACAGUUAUUACAACCAGACAAAUGAAAAAAAUGUAAAAUAUAACAAUAAGGAAAAAGGAAAAAAUGAAAAUGAAAAUGAAAGAGAUGAAAAAAAAGAAGAUUUAUUUGAGCAAACAGAAGAAAAAUUAAAAAUAAGUAAUAUGAAAGAUAAAAAUAAUGAAAUAAAAGAAAAUAUAAAAUUAAAUGGAAUGGAUAAAAAUAAUGAAAUAAAAGAAAAUAUAAAAUUAAAUGAAAUAAAAGAAAAUAUAAAACUAAAUGAAAUGAAUGAAAAGAAUGAAAUGAAAGAAAAUAUAAAACUAAAUGAAAUGAAUGAAAAGAAUGAAAUAAAAGAAAAUAUAAAAUUAAAUGAAAAGAAUGAAAUGAAAGAAAAUAUAAAAUUAAAUGAAAUGAAAGAAAAUAUAAAAUUAAAUGAAAUGGAUGAAAAGAAUGAAAUAAAAGAAUCGAAAAUAAAAGAAAUAGAAAAAAGAAAAGAAAUAAAUAAUAAUUUUUCAAGAAAUGAAAACGAUACUGAGAGUUAUAAUAAAAUAAUGAAAUAUAACGAGCUGAGCAAUCCAAUACUUUUAAAUUUUUUAUUACUUAUAAAUAUACAAAAAGAAAAAAAUAUUAAAAAAUGUGAAAAAGAGAAUAUUAAAAAGAAAAUUUCAGAUAUAUACUUAUUAUUAAGUAUUCAAUUAAUUUAUAACUAUAUUAAAGAUUCAAAUGAUGAUUUAAAUAAUAUCCAUAUAAAUUUUUUUAGAAUAUCUAAUUAUAAUUUUAUAUAUGUUUUUUGGGACAUUGUAAAUAUUCAUAUAAAUAAUUUAUAUUUAAGAAUUAUAACUUUAAAAUUAUUAAUUAAUUUGACCUUAUUAUACAUUAAGAAGAUAUCUGAUAAAAAUAUAUGUAUAAAUUUUUGUUCUCCACUUUUAAAUUUAAUAAAAAAGAUUAAGAAAAAAUUAGCAAAUAAAAUUAAAGAUAUAAUUAACAAAAUGGAUUAUAAAGUGUGUCAGAUUUUUUGGGAGGAAUAUAGAAUUUAUGAAAAUUGUUGCCAAGAAAAAAUUAAUUUAUUUUUUGAUUCUAUGUUAAUUAAUAUUAUUAAUGAAAUUGAUGAAUCAGGUGAAAACAAUUUUUUAUGUUACCCUGUUUCCCAAAUAGAAAUAUACCGACGAAAUGUUCAUGCUUUAUUUGUAUUAGAUGGAAUAACAAAAAAAUUACAGAAAAUAAUCUCAAAUACCAAAAAUGAAGAAUUAAACUUAAUACCAUUUGAUUUUAAUAACUAUCAUAUAAAGGCUUUAAUAGAUAUAAAAAAUAAAAACACAAUUAAGUGCUACUUAAAAAAUAAUAAUAAGAUUUUUAAUUGUUAUUAUAUAGAAGAUAAAAAGAAUUUUUUGUUAUGUAUACCUUCAAAUACUCAUGUGAAUCAAGCAUUAAUUAUUUUUAGUUAUCCUUUAAUGUUAAUUGAUUUAUAUAUAGACAAAAAUGAUAAUAAGAAAUUAAUUAUACAUGCGUAUAGUUAUAAUAACGAAGAAAAUAAUAUGAGUGAUUCCAGUCUUAUGAAUUUUAAUAAUUCCGAAAAAAUUUUUAAUAAUAAUACUAAUGAUAAUAAUUAUAGUAACAAUGUGAGAUAUUAUAGUUCAAAUAAUGAUGAUAACAUAUUAGAUGAACAUGUUAAAAUUCACAAAAAUGAUUAUGUUUUAAAUAAAUAUAGUUCAACUUAUAAAAAAAAUAAAACGAUAACUAAUAUGAAAAAAGAAUGGUGUUAUAAAGAACUAAAUUUUAUGAAGAAUAUUUUAAAAUUAAAUUUUUAUGAUACUACUAGAUCACUCAUUGUAUACAAAGAAUUAAAAUCAGGUAUAAAAAACAUUAAUGACAAAUAUAAGAAAAAGCUAGAAGAAUAUCUUAAUUCAUUUUAA
This is a messenger RNA of Plasmodium gallinaceum, 4515 nucleotides long. RefSeq names its product conserved Plasmodium protein, unknown function. Gene Ontology annotation, biological process: regulation of autophagosome maturation; endosomal transport; endosome to lysosome transport. NCBI's taxonomy places the organism in Eukaryota, Apicomplexa, Aconoidasida, Haemosporida, Plasmodiidae. The record is from RefSeq and is a predicted model, not a curated record. The transcript is spliced from 14 exons. Gene Ontology annotation, cellular component: late endosome; endolysosome membrane. Bases 1 to 4515 code for a protein of 1504 amino acids.